GCAAACCGGCAGUCCCAGUCCGCAGGGCAACGGCGCGUGCGAAUCAUCGCCAAGCGCACGCACACCUUGCACUCACGCGAUGCGCGCCGCACUAUUGUUCGAUUAACAAACAGACAAAAAACCACGGUGCAUAUUGAAACUAAUAAUAAUUUCGCGUGUGUAACUUUGGGGUGCACCAGCGCACGGCCGGAUUUAAAGCGCCGCCACCAGAGGUGCAGCGGCCACGCGACGCCACCCCCAUCGGGGAGGAGGACAGGGCGCUCAGCUACGCCUACAUAAUAAAUAGGAUAUUAGGAUAUUUUCAAGACUUGCAAACGGGACAAUUUGUCAGGACGUAAUUUAAGAUCAGGAUGACACAAAGAAGUGGCGGCGAAGGUAGCGGCGGAUGAGGGCUUGGGAGACCUACCGGCACGGCUAGCAGCGACGCGCACGCGCACCACCCGCAGCAGCAUCAGCAGAUGGUGGGCGAUCGCGACGGCGAUGGACUGGCCGUGCGGUGGGACGACUCAGCGGCGGGCGGCGGGGGCGGCGAGGGGGGAAUGUACCCGACCUCCUCGCCGCCACCGCCGCCCGCGCUUCCGCUGCCGAUGCAGCGUCCGUACUCGCGUUCGAUGUCCUCGCUGCCACCGGAGCCGUUCAUGAUCAUGCGCUCCAAGGCCGUCAAUCGGCGCGUGUGCAUUAACGUCGGCGGCGUGCGCCACGAGGUCCUCUGGCGCACGCUCGACCGUCUUCCGCAUACCCGUCUCGGGCGCCUGCGCGACUGCAACACGCACGAGACGCUCAGCGAGUUGUGCGACGACUACUCGCUCAUCGACAACGAGUACUUCUUCGACCGCCACCCGAAAUCGUUCAGCUCCAUCCUGAACUUCUACCGCACCGGAAAACUCCAUUUAGUCGACGAGAUGUGCGUGCUGGCGUUUUCCGACGACCUUGAGUAUUGGGGUGUUGAUGAGCUGUACCUCGAAUCAUGCUGCCAGCACAAGUACCACCAGCGUAAGGAACACGUACACGAGGAAAUGCGAAAGGAAGCCGAAUCGCUCCGACAGCGCGACGAAGAGGAAUUCGGCGAGGAUAAAUGCUCGCAGUACCAAAAAUGGCUGUGGGACACACUGGAAAAACCCACAACGUCCAUCACGGCGCGGGUGAUCGCCAUCAUAUCCAUCUUGUUCAUAAUCCUGUCGACGAUCGCGCUCACGCUCAACACGAUCCCGAGCAUGCAGAUGUUGGACGAGGCGGGCGCGCCCAUGGACAACCCGCAGCUGGCGAUGGUGGAGGUGGUGUGCAUCACGUGGUUCUCGCUCGAGUACAUCCUGCGCUUCGGCGCCUCGCCCAACAAGUGGAAGUUCUUCAAGGGCGGGCUGAACGUCAUCGACCUGCUCGCCAUCCUGCCGUACUUCGUCUCGCUGUUUCUGCUCGAGACGAAUAAGAACGCCACCGAUCAGUUCCAGGACGUGCGCCGCGUGGUGCAGGUGUUCCGCAUCAUGCGUAUCCUGCGUAUCCUCAAGCUGGCGCGCCACUCCACCGGCCUGCAGUCGCUCGGCUUCACGCUGCGCAACUCGUACAAGGAGCUCGGCCUGCUGAUGCUCUUCCUCGCGAUGGGCGUGCUCAUCUUCUCCUCGCUGGCCUAUUUUGCCGAAAAGGAAGAAAAAGAUACGAAGUUUAUCAGUAUACCGGAGACCUUCUGGUGGGCGGGCAUCACGAUGACCACCGUCGGCUACGGUGACAUUUAUCCGACGACGCCGCUCGGGAAGGUCAUAGGAAGUGUAUGUUGUAUUUGCGGUGUCUUGGUGAUUGCGUUGCCCAUUCCUAUCAUCGUUAACAAUUUUGCCGAAUUCUAUAAGAACCAGAUGCGCCGCGAGAAGGCCCUCAAGCGGCGCGAGGCGCUCGAGCGCGCCAAGCGCGAGGGCAGCAUCGUCUCCUUCCACCAUAUCAAUCUGCGCGACGCGUUCGCCAAGAGCAUGGACCUCAUCGACGUCAUCGUCGACACAGGCCACAACAUACCGGGGAUGGACGGGAUUAGCGGUAGCGAGGGCGGCGACUAUCAGCCGACGGCGACCGCCCAGCAGCCACUCCUCCAGCAGCAGCACGCGGCGACGGCGGCGCCGCCCCCACUCGCGCAAUCAGGUCACGCCCAUCAGCCGUUCAGCGAUGUAGCGUUGCGCCAUAGACGUAGCAACUCUUCCCAAGCACCCUGUCUUCCAAUCAAUGAUGGACCUCCAGUUCCAGUGUCGCCCCAACUGCAGCAACGCCUGGUGGAUCUUGCUCCGCCUGAGGAGCAUCAGUUGCAGUUGUGUGCAAUGGCGCCACUCGCACAGGGACGAAACAGUCCUCCUGCCCCCACUCCCAAAGGAUACAUAUCUCCAGGGGCGGACAGCAAAAAUACCGACUCGAACAAGAAUAAUAAGGUCGACAAAAUUGACGAGUUGCCUAGCGAAUUCGAAUGUUGCUUUUGCACCUCGAAGGAGUAUAAGGACUUCGUCGACGCUGAAGGAUUGAUGCCGACCGGCACCAGCGACUUCCGGCAGCCGGUGUGUUUCGAGAUGCGACAGCUGCGCAGUGCUGAUCUGAUGAACGCAGCUGGAUUCUUUGAUGAAGUGGACGUGCGCAAACCGCUCCUGCCGUACAGUAUACACGCUCUUAAUAACAAUAACAAUAACGGGGCUAACAAUAACCACGCGAGUAAUAACAACAACAACAAUAAUAAUGCUGAAAUGGGCAGUAUGGAUAGUUCGGAUACAUUCGCCAGUUGCCCAACGCAUCCGUUCCUCUCGCAGGGCGAUUUGACAUCUGACAUCGCCGAUGGGAGUUGUGCUAUUGAUAGUAAUCUCUAUGUAAACCCACUGGACAAGAGCGGUGAGAAUAGUCCGGAUGCCCCGAAGGCGGUGCGGCCUGCUGGCGGCGUUAAGAAGUCCGCUUCCGGUGAUACGGCGUUGCGGAACUUGGCUGCGUCGCCAUUAGACGACCAUUAUCGAGAUUUCGCCGCGCUCGAUAGAGGGAGCCGUGUGAGUCUCAACGAAUCGCCAUUACCACAACGACAGCGAAGGACGCGCUUCCAGCAGAGUCAUGGACGGCUGAAGGCGCGUUUCGGUGAUUCGUUGGAGAAUCGCGACUCGCAGGAGAGUCUCUCGCAGGAGCCGACGAAAAAGAAGCGCACGUCCUUUAUGCCAACGCGCGGCCUGGCGUCGGCGACGCGCAUUAUCAAUCAGCACUUGUUUGGCAUCCAGAGCAGCAUUGGCUCGCGUUCAGGUAAAAAUAGCAGCAGUAAAUCGUCGCUGUCAGUCGACUCGAUCGAUUCGCGCGCCUCGCCGCAGCUGGAGAGCAAUCGACGCUCCAAGUCCAUCCUGAAGAAGUCCGACAGUAGCGGGUAUCGCAGUGCGACAGAUCCGGAAAGUGAGCGGCUUAUCUCCGAUGGUGCUUCGGCUGGUGGCGCUGAUGGACAAGGCAGUGGUGGAGAAUCCUCGCCACAUAAAAGAAUGUCUUCACCGCCUGCGGUGCGUGGCAUGGCGACGGUGGCGCCACAUCGUAGAGUAACGCGUCUGCCACCUCCGCCACCCGCCUAUCAACAACAAGCUGAGAGUGGAAUGCGAGCGAUGACUAUGACAAUGAAAUCGCCGCUUUUCUUACUCGAUGAUAUUAUGCAAACGCAGGCACCGACGCAGGCGCAGACAACGCGUCGCUCUCAAGGAGCAGGAUCACGGCAUGGUCAAGCGGUGAAAUACAGCACGGGCGAUACACCGCUGUAUAUUUGCCCACCACCACCGCCAAUGGAAGAUUCCUCGCCCACAGAAGAGACUAAAUUACUCACCGGAGGCGGUGGUAUGUCCACGUCGACUACUGGAAGUGGUGGACGUGGGAUGAAGAACAACGUCGGCGGUUCACAGAAGCGACACAACGCGUCCGCUUCGUAGCAGUGGCGUUACGCGUUUGUACUUUGAUUUCGAUGAACAAUGUGUGCGUGUGCGACAACGACAGCCAAAUGCAAUACCAGAUGGGAUGAUUUUGUCUGUGAUUUUGUGGAACGCAUGACAUGGACUAUGAUUUUGUGAACGAUUAUCUAGCAUCUAAGUCAUUUUGCCAUUUUUGUGCUUUAUUCGCAUCGUUAAGGACAAUUUUUGUCGCUAAAUUGUAAAACUUGUACAUAUGAACCAACAAAAAGUCCCAUUACAAAUACUAUACACAUUCCUACUCAAAAUAUAUUAAAAAUGGAGUAAUACGACAAGUGAAAAGCAUAAAGAAGGGAACGUAAUGAAGCGAUUAUUUUUGAAUCGAGGUUAUUAUAGUUUUAAUUCGAAAGCACUGAAAAAAUUGAAUGGUUACUAGUUACUACUACGAACAAAAAUCUUAAAUUAUAAAUUUUUAAACAAAACGUUAGCAAUACAUUGAAAAAUGAGACGAGAAAGUAAUCCAGUAGUGUUUGAAAACUUAUAAAAGUUGUAACGGAGGAAGUAAAUUCGGAAUAUGUGACUUAGGAAUGAAAAGUACGGCACUGAUUGUAAAUGAUUUUGUUUUUGUCUUGGUUUGGUUGAGAAAUAUGAAGUGAUUAAUGUAGGAACAUUGCACAAACGAGACGUAAUGACACAAUCAAAUCUUCAACGAAUUUUUUCAACUUUUUGCCACUCGCAAACAUAUGUCACGCGCGCGCCAGUAAUUUAUAAUCUUAAUUUCGUGAAAGCAGACGUCGUUGAUUUCCUUUUGUUCGAACACACGAAACAGAAUGAUACACACACACGAAAGUCAAUUCAAUUCGCAAACUUUAAAGCAGAAGAAGAAGAAAUUACAAAACGAUAAUAUAAAUAAAUGUAAAUGUAAUUGUAUAAUGUGUAAUUACAGAUUUUAACUACGUAUUAAGAACACAAACACAGAAUAUAUGAAGAUAUAUUUAGAAUAUAUUUAAAAAAAGAUGAAUGACGUGAGGAAAAAUCGACAAAUCUGCUUUUACUCUGAUCGACACAGAAAAUCAAAUCGCAACAAUCAAUUUGCAAUUGUUUUGCCGAUUGCAAUUACAAUAAAACAUAAAGAAUAAAACUCGCACGAAUCAAGCAGCGCACUGGUGUUGAUGCAAAUCACAAUAAUGUAAUUAUAAUAAUCCGGCUGAGCAAACUGAUUACUUGAGUGUGUAUGUUGCCAUUGUUGUGUUUGCCUUCAUGUGGAGAAACAAACUUAAUUCUGUGACUAUUAUUAUUACAUACUUUGAACAUUCCGUUUUGUUGGAAAGUGCGUACGCUUGAACGUUGUUAUAUUAAUUUUAUUCUGUACACACGAAUUCACACCGCAAUGAAUGUUAACUGCUAGCAGACGAUUUGUGCAGCACCCUAAAGACGCAAACGAGAAGGAGUCAAAGUUCGCAGAAUCCACUGCCGUUUUUUUCAUGGAACGCCGCAUAAAAGUUUUCAUGAAUCUCUCUAACUCUAACUCUAUAACUAAAGAAAAAAAAACUCUCUCUCGGCAUGAGUCAUGAUUCAUGUUCACGUUCACACAUUUUUGUAUGUUACUAGCGAUAAAAAACGAGUAGCGGUGAAUAUUCGACUUUCAAGAACUAAAUAGGAACAAGAUUCACGUUGAUUUGUUAGCCAUAUACAUAUCUAACCAUGGGGACGUUUUGCAGCGUAUGAUUCGGUCAAGGGGGGGAUUAACAUUCGGAAUUGAAUGCAAUUGAACACAAAACCAACGCGUAGAGAGGCUGAUCACAAACGGCAUUGUUGUAAGCGCAUCAAUUACAUGACAUAUACAUAAAUAAAUGAAUCGAUACUAUGUAAAUGUUGUUACAAUCGAAUAAAAACUAAUUUACUGUUGAA
This is a messenger RNA of Dalotia coriaria, 5795 nucleotides long. RefSeq lists its product as uncharacterized. Gene Ontology annotation, molecular function: protein binding; delayed rectifier potassium channel activity. Gene Ontology annotation, biological process: potassium ion transmembrane transport; protein homooligomerization. The record is from RefSeq and is a predicted model, not a curated record. The transcript is spliced from 10 exons. NCBI's taxonomy places the organism in Eukaryota, Metazoa, Arthropoda, Insecta, Coleoptera, Staphylinidae. Gene Ontology annotation, cellular component: membrane; voltage-gated potassium channel complex. Bases 459 to 3908 code for a protein of 1149 amino acids.